CUUAGCCCACUUUCUCUCCUUCUAACAACCUUGUCUCCUUCCUUACAAAGCCUUAACCACAAGCACUAUUGCAAGAAAAAAGAACACGGAACUAUAUCAAUGGGAAGAGCACCUUGCUGUGACAAAAAUGGACUCAUGAAGAAAGGUCCCUGGACCCCUGAAGAAGAUCAAAAGCUCACCGCUUAUAUUCAACUUCAGGGACCUGGAAACUGGCGUUCCCUCCCCAAAAAUGCUGGGCUCCAAAGGUGUGGAAAGAGCUGUCGUCUUCGUUGGACAAACUACCUGAGGCCUGAUAUCAAGAGAGGAAGAUUUUCAUUUGAAGAAGAAGAGACUAUAAUUCAACUUCACAGUAUUUUGGGAAACAAGUGGUCAGCUAUAGCAGCUCGUUUACCAGGAAGAACUGACAAUGAAAUCAAGAAUUAUUGGAACACUCAUAUAAGGAAAAGGUUGCUUAGAAAUGGAAUUGACCCAGUGACUCAUGCCUCACGUCUUGAUCUUCUUGACCUAUCCUCUAUUCUGAGUUCAGCUUUGUGUAACCCAUCAUCACUACUCACUCUGUCAACCUUGGUGGGCAAUACUCAAGCCCUACUAAAUCCUGAUAUUUUUAGACUAUCCACCACUCUAUCAUCGUUGAAACAAGAAAAUUCAGACCUGUUUUUUCAGCAACUACAAGAAAACCAGCUUUGCAGCUCUCUGUUACAAAACCAAGCUAUCCCUACAUUAUCGUCACAACCUAGCCAGUUUCAGAAUCUAGUUGAGCUAAUUCCCGCUUGCACUCCUACUACAUCUACGGGCCCAUUUCUAAACGAAACAGCACCACUUAUGCUAGCAAACGUGGAAGGGUUUUCACCGAAUACAACAAGUACUUUUAGCUGCCAAAAUUCACAAGAAAAUUUCUUGCCUUUGGACGGGGGCUUGGUUUCACAGCCCAACUUUUAUUGUAAUAGUACUAUUACUACUACAAAUCCUACAGUUCCUGAACUUGAAGAGUACUCAGGAUUCCAUUCUGCAAACAACGGCUAUCAGAAUUUUAGCAUUGACUCAGUUAUUUCAACGCGUUUAACGAGCCCGGAUCCAUUGAAUUCACCAUCAACAUAUGUCAACAGCAGCAGUACUGAGGAUGACAGGGAGUGCUACAGCAGCUUGUUGAAGUUUGAAAUUCCAGAGAGUUUGGACAUUGAUGAUUUCCUGUAAAUAUAUAUUGCCUAAAAUAUGAUAGAUCAUGUGUAACACUAGACUGAGUUUUUUCGCUGUUUUUGUGCUUU
Populus euphratica (Euphrates poplar) is the source of this 1265-nucleotide messenger RNA. RefSeq names its product transcription factor MYB39-like. Bases 100 to 1194 code for a protein of 364 amino acids. NCBI's taxonomy places the organism in Eukaryota, Viridiplantae, Streptophyta, Magnoliopsida, Malpighiales, Salicaceae. The record is from RefSeq and is a predicted model, not a curated record. The transcript is spliced from 3 exons.